Messenger RNA from Etheostoma spectabile (orangethroat darter), 2313 nucleotides. It is a transcript of the gene cxcr3.1, whose product is annotated as chemokine (C-X-C motif) receptor 3, tandem duplicate 1. Gene Ontology annotation, cellular component: membrane; external side of plasma membrane. The record is from RefSeq and is a predicted model, not a curated record. The transcript has 3 exons. NCBI's taxonomy places the organism in Eukaryota, Metazoa, Chordata, Actinopteri, Perciformes, Percidae. Gene Ontology annotation, biological process: G protein-coupled receptor signaling pathway; positive regulation of cytosolic calcium ion concentration; cell chemotaxis. Gene Ontology annotation, molecular function: C-C chemokine binding; C-C chemokine receptor activity; C-X-C chemokine receptor activity. The coding region runs from base 319 to 1431 and encodes 370 amino acids.
UAAAUAAAGUAAAAUAAUUGUUUUUGUCAACGUGAGGUUUAAAUCCCAAUUACUCUUUAUUACUACAACAGUUUCUCUAAUUUUCUCUAAAACAUGGAACCCUCAUGGUUUGUUUCCUCAUUGUAAAAAUGCUGUAUGUUUUUUCUUAUGCGUGAGUAGAGGUGGGGUUUUUGUCUCAUCUCUGUGUGCUUCCUCUGUGGUGGCCCCAUAGAUGUUGUCAUUAGGGAUACUGGAUCACUAGAGCUAAUUUCUGCUAACCUUGUGAACCUGCUCACUGAGGAGACUACAAUAUCAAAGGAUUACAAUUUGAGUUUACUGAUGGAGGAAUUAAAAUGGAACGGGAACCUUGAUGACCUUUAUGAAUUAUCUGUGAACUACUCUGAUGAUAAUUACAGUUGUUGUGAGGGGGGUAAUGUGUGCAACCUAGAAGAGGGCAUGCAUUUUGAGGCGAUGUUCAUCCCAGUUCUGUACUCUGUGGCAUUUGUUGUGGGUGUCCUGGGGAACGGAGUGCUGCUGGGAGUUCUGGUUCAGAGCAGGAGGACCUGGAGUGUGACAGACACCUUCAUUCUCCAUCUGGGUGUGGCAGAUGUCCUGCUGCUGGUGACACUACCCCUCUGGGCUGCACAGUCCGCUCAACAUACAGGAUGGACCUUUGGCACCCCUCUCUGUAAGAUCACUGGAGCUGUUUUUACGAUCAACUUCUACUGUGGGAUCUUUCUGCUGGCUUGCAUCAGUCUGGACCGGUACCUGUCUAUCGUCCAUGCCACCCAGAUGUAUUCCCGCAGAAAGCCCUGGGUCGUUCAGGUCAGCUGCUUGGUAGUGUGGCUCUUCUCCCUGCUCCUCUCGAUCCCAGACUGGAUCUUUCUGGAUGCAGUGAAGGAUGACAGACGACGAAAAACAGAGUGCAUUCCCAACUACUUUGCCUUCAACUCUGAGUCAGUAUCUGACUGGAGGCUGGCAUCACGCCUGCUCUACCACACGGUGGGUUUCCUGCUGCCUUCAGCUGUCUUGAUCUUCUGCUACUCCUGCAUCUUGCGGCGGCUGCGGUGUGGCUCCCAGGGCCUCCAAAAGCAGAAAGCUUUUAAGGUCAUUGUGGCUGUGGUGGUGGUUUUCUUUCUCUGCUGGACGCCAUACAACAUCACACUCAUGAUGGACACUCUUCAUUCCAACAACACCAGCGGGGGCUGCGGAGUCAGAACAAUUCUGGAGAAAGCCAAGAUAGUCACCUCCUCCAUCGGUUACCUCCACUGCAGCCUCAAUCCCAUCCUGUAUGCCUUUGUGGGUGUGAAGUUCCGGCGUCAGCUCCUGGACAUCCUGAGGUCUCUGGGCUGCAAGCUUAAGACAACGGCUAAAGUGAAAUCUGUUGGUACCAGCAGGAGAAGCUCCAUUUGGUCCGAGUCUGCUGAUACCUCCAACUCCAUUGCUAUCUGAGACACAAACAUAUCAACAACCACAAGUACAAGCUUACAAAAUUUACUUAAACUGACAGAAAGACAGAGACAUGAGCAGCUAAGUGUAAAAUGUGUUUCUGUAAUCGUGUUUUGUUAUUUAAAAGGUGCUCUAUGCGAUGUUGGGUGACGUUACUUCUUGUUGAUAUUUUCAACAACAAAAAAAUAGCUUGCCCCUCCCUCUUCCUCAUCCCGUCCCCUCCCCCUCCAUUCUGUGCUUCCCCACACUAACCUCCCCACCCCCAAAUCGUUCUGGUUGUUUAUUGGCUGGAACACUGUUUGUGUAUGCUUCGUAGUGCAGGUGGGCACAGUUUACUUUUGUUGCCGUUUGUAGACCCUGGGCUGUCUAGAGAGACUGCGUUUUUUGGGAACAGGCAGCUUGCGGAUAGUGAGGAGAUUUUGUUGCUAUAUAAGACAACAAAUGGUCUAGCCUAAAACACAUGUGACAUCGCUUAGAGCACCUUUAACAGUGCAUUUGUCACUUAACAUAAAAAUAACUAUUGUACAAAAAUAAUGUCUAUCUGGGAGUUUUCCUCUACUUGUAGGCAGCAGAUCUAUUUUUCUUGUAGCAAAAAUAGUACAAACAUUUCCUUUUUCUGACUGCAAAUCCAUAUUGUAUUUUAACAUGCAAUACUGCAGUAUUAAUACUAGAGCUACUGUUUUAGAUACAUAACUUUAUACAUAACUUUUAAGUUACAUUUUAUACCACAGUUAAACUCUUUUGCAUUAUGUUUUUUAUACAUGGAUUGUUUACAAACCAAAUAACAUGUUAUUUUCUUUAAUCAUAACCAGCGUAUUCUCAACAUUGUUGUAACAGGAACCCUUAAAGGCCAAUUCUGAGAUUAUUUAAAGAAUGUCUAAACAU